AUGACUGCGGUUGCUUCAACGGCGAGCAUUGUCCACCAACGAAGGCACAAUCGUACGCCAGGCCCCAAGUUCGCUCUCCUAGACGGAUUGGCGGGUAUCGCCUAUCUUGCAAUACUCAUUCCGAUCUGGGCAGUCGAGGUUGACGAUCUGGGGUCAGCGGGAUAUGGCUUCUUGGCUGGAUACGCAACAGCUCCCAUGAUUGUCAAUAUGUUUGUCCACUUCUACUUCUUUGCUUGCAAGGCUCGAGCGAUGUGGUUUGCGUUGCGUACUCCUACGGUACAUGAGUGCCCCAACUGCCACCACGACCUGACGGUGGGCACCCCACAGAUCAAAGAGACGAACAAGGGUGGAGCGCGGUACAGCUUGCUGCGUGGAGAAGACUAUCUCGAUGCCGACGCUGAUGCCGAGCGCUACAUUGAUGAGAGCGCGAGGCCUUCCGAGGAGCAGCUCCGACCUGAGGAUGAUGACAAGGAAGACAAGGGCAAGUCCAGCAUCGAUGUCUGA
Messenger RNA from Alternaria arbusti, 504 nucleotides. RefSeq lists its product as uncharacterized. The transcript has 2 exons. The record is from RefSeq and is a predicted model, not a curated record. The coding region runs from base 1 to 504 and encodes 167 amino acids. Lineage: Eukaryota; Fungi; Ascomycota; Dothideomycetes; Pleosporales; Pleosporaceae.